Molecule: messenger RNA, 1862 nt
Organism: Rubroshorea leprosula
Lineage: Eukaryota; Viridiplantae; Streptophyta; Magnoliopsida; Malvales; Dipterocarpaceae
Source: the annotation of a GenBank genome assembly
AUCUUGCAACGAUGAAAAUCAGGCUGUGCUUGAGCUACCGCGUAAUGUGAAGUUGUUUGUGAAGCGCAUAAAUUACAAAGCACAAUGGAUUAAGUUAUACGAUCCGGAGGAUUGCCUCCCGCGGCAGCUUCCCAAUCUCAAUUUAUCUGCGUCUCCCUUCCAGGAUUACAGGGAUAAAAUCCACGGCCCACCUCAAAAAUACACUAUUUUCAAUUGUUCACGCGAAGCACAUCCGCGUUAUGUAUAUGAAUAUAUUACAAUUCCUUGUUUAAGCAUCCCAGAAUUCCAAGUUGGAGCUCUUCCUUCCAAUUUUAAUUAUGCUAUUAGUUUGUUAAAUUGCAGCAGAACGUUGAUGAACAUUUCGGCAAUAGCAGUAUCUCGAGAUAUGUUGUAUCACCAGGAAAGGGAUGUUCAUUUGAGUUGGUCCAAACCAGACUGCAAUAAAUGUGAAGCGGUGGGCAAGAAAUGCAGACUGGAGAAAAAUAAUAAUAUUACACAUGAUGAGACAGAGUGUUAUGGUAAAUCCAAAAAACAUAGAGAUGUACAGAAAGUACUAUUGGCUACAGGAAUAGUCCUAGGUUCCUGUCUUCUUGGAAUAAUUCCCUUUGGACUUUACCGCGUUCACCAUUCAUAUAAAGCAGAGAAAGAAGGCCAACUCAAGAUUGAAAAUUUUCUGGAGGAUUACAAAGCUCUCAAGCCCUCAAGAUAUUCUUAUGCUGACAUCAAGCGAAUAACAGUUCAGUUCAAGGAAAAACUUGGAGAAGGGGCCUAUGGAACAGUUUUCAAAGGGAGCCUUUCUAAUGAUGUUUUGGUUGCUGUUAAAGUCCUCAACAAUUUCAGAGCGACUGGGGAAGAGUUCAGUAACGAAGUGGGAUCAAUGUGUAGAAUCCACCAUGUCAAUGUUACCCGCUUGAUUGGGUUUUGUGCAGAUGGAAAUAAAAGAGCUCUUGUUUAUGAGUACAUGCCGAACGAGUCCUUAGAGAAGUUCAUAUUUGUAGCCAAAGAUAAAGAUCGUUUCCUCAGUUGGGAGAAGCUUCAAGAUAUUGCUGUGGGAAUAGCCAAAGGAAUUGAGUACUUGCACCAAGGUUGCGACCAACAAAUCCUUCAUUUUGACAUCAAGCCUCACAAUAUCUUGCUAGACCAUAACUUCAAUCCCAAGAUCUCAGACUUUGGUCUAGCAAAGCUGUGUUCCAAGGAACAAAGUGCUGUUUCUAUGACAGCAGCCAGAGGAACAGUGGGGUAUAUUGCACCUGAGAUAUUGUCUCGAAACUUUGGAAAAGCAUCCUAUAAAUCAGAUGUUUAUAGUUUUGGAAUGCUAUUGUUGGAAAUGGUAGGAGGGAGGAAGAAUAUUGAUGUCACAAUAGAGAGUACGAGCCAAGUUUAUUUCCCAGAAUGGGUGUAUAAUUGCUUGGACAAAGGGGAAGAGUUUGGGAUUAGAAUAGAUUCUGAGGAACAUGCCAAGAUAGCUAGAAAACUUGCAAUUGUUGGACUUUGGUGCAUUCAGUGGUACCCAACAGACCGUCCAUCAAUGAAACCCGUGAUUGAAAUGUUGGAAGCAGAAGUCGAUAGUUUGACAGUGCCACCAAAUCCCUUUGGCCAUGGAGAUGGUGUGCGGACAACGAGUGUCAAUAUCCCAAGGAAACCAAUUAAUAGAGAACUAGAAGUUAUCUUCGAAUGAGAAUAAGUGGAAUGUAUUCUACAUCUAGGUAGUUCUUCUAUUUUUCCUAAUGCAUCCAUCCAUAUAAAGUAAGGACUCAAUAUUGAGUGUUGAAUGUUUUAUACAAUCAUUAAAAGGCUUGUAUAUUAACCUUAUAUCUAUCAAUGUAACAUGGAAUGUUUUAUAAGAAAGUUUUUUCCCUUUU